Prunus armeniaca (apricot) is the source of this 888-nucleotide messenger RNA. The record is from the annotation of a GenBank genome assembly. NCBI's taxonomy places the organism in Eukaryota, Viridiplantae, Streptophyta, Magnoliopsida, Rosales, Rosaceae.
AUGAAGGUGACCCGUGUCUUGGUCUACGGUGAUUCUCAGCUGGUCAUUAACCAACUGACCGGGGAAUACCAGUGCACGAACGAGAAUUUAACCUUGUAUUAUGUAACGGCCCUCAAUACAGCCGACGAAUUUUCUAGGAUCUUCUUCAUUCACGUACCGCGCGCCGAAAACCAUGAGGCCAAUGAGAUGGCCCAGGUAGCGUCAGGUGUGAACAUUCCGGACAGCAACCACGACCGCGUAAUAAGGAUCGAGAAGCGCACCCUGCCGGCUUUGGCCGAGCGAGGAAUGACGGCGCAAGUAUCAUCAGCUGAGAUUACCGACGAGGUCGAAGCGGCCAAAGCCGACUGGCGCUACCUCAUAGUAAAGUAUCUGCGAGAUCCCUCCGGCAACCAUGAAAGGACUACUCGUUUCCGAGCUCGGUGUUAUUUGAUUUAUCAGAACAAGCUUUAUCGAAAAGGAUCAGACGGUUUAUUGCUCUUAUGCUCCAGCGCCGAAGAUAUCAAGGUUAUCAUGGCCGAAUCCCACAAAGGGAUUUGCGGCGCUCACCAGUCCGGCGUUAAGAUGAGAUGGUUGGUCCGAAGGCACGACUAUUAUUGGCUGGCCAUUUUAAAAAACUGCAUAGAAUAUGCGAAGGGGUGCAUCAAGUGUCAAAUCUACGGCCCCAUACAAAGGGUACCGACUGACACCCUCCACCCGGUUACUAAACCAUGGCCGUUCAGAGGAUGGGCCGUGGAUAUCAUCGGCAAAAUCUACCCAGCCGCGUCCAACCAGCACGCCUGGAUUUUGGUGGCAACUGACUAUUUCACUAAAUGGGUUGAGGCGGAGUCCUAUCGGUCUAUUUCUAGCACACAGGUGGUCAUAUUCUUCGAAAAUCACAUCGUCCACUAA